AUGCUUGUGAGUGAUCCAAAUACAAUAAUCCUCAGGGAAUGCCGAGAGUUGCUAUAUGUAAUAGCAAGUGAGCGCCAAGAUGAAUACAUACCAGCUGUCCCUGAUCUGAUAGGUGGGUCUAAUGAAUACUCCGAAGAUGAAGAAGACACCCAAAAGGCUGAACUCAUGAAAGGUGAAGGCACUGAGGAUGUUGAUGAUAAAACAGCUGUAAAAAACCAACUACAGACUUUGAUUGACACAGUAUUGCUGUCGCAAACUUUGGAUAACAUCGAUGCAUGUACAAUAGUAGCGCCUUUCAACCGAACACUGAUCUCUCCAAGAUUGAAUAGGGAAGCCACUAUCAGGACUCUAGAUGCAUUGGAGAAAUUUAUUAAUUUUGAAGUAAUAAACGUUAAUAUGUCGAAUUAUUCAACGGCCUUUAGAAUGUUGAUAGACUCUUUGAAUAACAUUAGUUUUGAUGCAUAUGAUAAAACAAGCGAUGAUUCUAUUUUAUUUAAAACUUUGGUUUUAUUAAGGAGCUCUAUAACAAAAAACUCUUUUGAAAUACUAUCCGAUUCAGUUGCUUACGAUUUACUGAAAACUACGAUAACCUUAGCAUGCAAUUCAAAAAGAUCACCGCUUCUACAAGAGUAUGCGCGCUCCUCAAUAUAUGAAUUAACAGCGAUUGCUUUCAACAAAAUACGAUCGCUAAAGAGUAGUGACGAUACGAAUAACUACAUCAAUGAUAAGAGCCUAGGAUCAUCAACCUUAAAGAAAUAUCUGGCUAAUAGGAGUUCCUCGGAAGAAGAUAGUAUGGGAUUAAAAGGAGAUGAAUAUUUUAAUUCGACAGUCGAUCUAAUAAAGGAAAAUAAAUAUAAGGACCCAAAUUGUGGCCUGCCUGUGAUAAAAAGAUAUCUGCAACUACUGCUCUCUUUAUUGACAAUUGAUCAAGACAACAAACACACAAAACAGGUAAAAGCAUUAGGAUUCAGCUUAAUAAUCUGUGGUAUUGAAGUGGCUGGCAAAGACAUCAUUUUGUUCCCCUCAUUAUUCAGUAUCGUUGCGGAUCAGAUCUUUGAACAAGUGCUAUAUGUCAUUAGAACAGUAUAUGAUAAGGAGCUGGUUAAAGUUGCACUUGAUCUCUUCAUAACUCUGACAAUCAAUAUGGAACCAUACUUAAGGCCUCAGAUAGAAUUAACAUUUUCACACAUUUGUGAUAUUUUGUUGGAUAAAUCCAUUUUCACAGGAGAGAGGUCCAAAAAAACAAAGUCGGAGCUUAAAGAAAUAUUUCUUGAAUCUAUAUCAAUUAUGUGGAAGCGAAAACCAAGUUAUCUUGUGGAUGCUUUUAUUAAUUAUGAUUGCAACCUAAAUAGAAUGGACCUGGCCAAUAUCAUCUCCGGUACAUUAUGCAAAUUAUUAACUUCUAACGGGAAUGAUGAUAUUAAUACGUGGCUAUUAUCUUUUGAGAGCUUAGAGAUAUUUAUAAAUUUCAUGUAUGAAAUGACCAUAAAGAAUGCUUCCAUGUCCACAAAUGGCAUAAAAGAAGGGAGUGACAUAAUCUCUCAGAAGAAAAAAAAAAUUGAAUACUUAUCCUGUGUUGACAGGUUCAAUAAGAAACCCAAGGAGGGUAUCACUUACUUUCAUAGAUCUGGAUUUCUAAAAACUCUUUCAGAUAAGGAUAUUGCCACAUUCUUAUUCGAAAAUAAAGGCCCUUUAAACAAGCAAAAGAUUGGCCUAUUAUUAUGUGAUCCUAAUGAACAAAAAUUAUUGCAAUCAUACAUGCAGAACUUUGAUUUUCGGGAUUUUAGAUUGGAUGAAGCAUUAAGAAUAAUGCUAUCUAAAUUCAGGUUACCUGGAGAAUCACAACAAAUAGAAAGAAUUAUUGAAAUGUUUUCGGAAGUGUAUUCGUCACAAAAUGAAAGAAAAAACGAGAACAUUCAACCUGAAAGUAUUGAUUCUAACGAGGCAGAUAGUGAGUUGUGUGUUAGCAUCUCUAAUAAGAAUGUUACUUGUGAUGCCGACAGUGCUUUUGUGCUCAGUUAUUCCUUAAUAAUGCUGAAUACUGAUCUCCACAACCCUCAAAUAAAAACACAUAUGUCAUUCAGUGAUUAUACGAGCAAUCUAAGAGGAUGUUACAAAGGAGCAGAUUUCCCAGACAGUUUCUUAGCAAAACUAUACAACUCCAUUAAAGAAAAAGAAAUACUAAUGCCGGAAGAACACCAUGGCAAUGAGCAGCUAUUCAAAGAUGACUGGAACAAUUUGAUAGCAUCUGCAUUUAUUCUUACAAAGCCGUCUUCCAAGAUACAAGAACAUGAGGAGAGAACUAAGGAUUUUACAGACUUCAUUGGCGCAAUUUUUGAAACAUUUGGUUUCUCUCUGGUAAGCGCAUUUCUAUCAACGACUCAUGCCAAUCAAAUUUCGUCGAAUAAUACCAGAUUAUUUGCUAUAAUAGAGAAGUGUGGAAGAAUAACAAGUAUAUAUGGAUUAAGUGCUCCUUACAACAAAGUAAUAGAUUCUCUAUUAAAAAUGACAGUUUUAAUCGGAAAUUUGGACAAAGAGCUGAGACUUGUCGAAAAUGAUAAUGAUGAUUAUGCUCAAAUAGAGGUCGAAUCCAGUACUUCUAACGAAGCUAUAUGCGUUAGUAACGAAUCUAUUGCAUUCGGAAGAGACGAAAAAGCGCAGUUAUCUUACAUCACUGCUUACAAGUUACUCAACCUAGAGAAAAACAAUAUUGGCUUGCUACCGGACACACUAGAAACUUUAAUUGAAGUUCUUACAAUUCUCUACGACAAACACAUUAUUGAUAUGUCCUAUAUUGAUAAUGUAAACGAAUUAAUGAGAUGCGACAUUCUUCCUCGUACCCCUACUGAAAUAACCAUAAAAAAGGAGGCACUUAACAGAAGUCUUUUGUCAACUUUUGCAUCAUAUAUCAAAGGAGAUGAAGGGCCGAGUAAAGAACAAAUCUCGCUAAGCGAAUUGACGAUUUCCUUGGUGCGAGAACAUAAUGUUUUUACUGCACUCAAUGCUCAUCCCAAAUUAAUCAACUCUGGGCCCAUGAAAUCAGUACUAUCACUUACCUCUAAUGCGAGGUAUAAUAGUAGGAAAAAUUAUUGCAAUUACAACUUCUUUUUUUUGGUUGAAUUCUUGAUAAAACUCUGUAUCGACAACAAUAUUAUCGAGGAAUGUGGCGGUUCAAUGAUUAAUCAUUUGGAAAAUCACUCCAAUACUCCUGGUAUAACUACGCGGUCUAGAUAUGCCAUCAUGAUUAUCAAAAAUCUUAUUAAUAAACACUUAGGUGAACAGGAUAAGAUUAUAAUAGAUACUCUGACAUUUUUGAACUCAGAAGAUAAAGACCUUCAAGAAAAUGAUUUCGAUUUAUUUACCACAUUGAUAAAUGAACUUAUAUCUCAUAGUGAGAAGAACCUGACAGUCCUUAACAAUCCAUUAUUUUGGAGGGCAUUAUCAAGAGCCUGUGAAUAUAACAUAUUGAUUGAAACAGUUUCCAGUAUAUUAGACAACUUUGUACUCAACGAAGACACAGAUCUCACUGACCAGAUAAUGAUACAUCUGUUAUUUAUACAGACAAUCCAUCAGAGUAAAGCUCUCACUAAAUUGCUGGAGAAUAUCACUAAGCUUCCACAGAAUUAUUCUGAUGCAAAUGUUCCACACUUAAUAGAGUUACUUCUAAACAAUCAUGACGAGCCAUUACGAGUACAAGUAGAGCAAUGCCUUGUUGCUCUCACAAAAGAAUGCAGCAGCAGCGAACAGCCUGAGCCUUCUAAUUUGGUACAGAAAUAUUAUUUGCCUGUCUUGUCAAGAAAUAUUACAGACGAAAAUGUGGUAGUUUCAUUAGUUAAUAUUAUUACAACGGUAUCGAAUCAGUGCACAGAUACUAAUUCAUGGAACAAAGAAGAGCUGAAAAAAAUUAUGAUGCCUUUUGUAAACCAUGAGUAA
Molecule: messenger RNA, 3933 nt
Organism: Nakaseomyces glabratus
Lineage: Eukaryota; Fungi; Ascomycota; Saccharomycetes; Saccharomycetales; Saccharomycetaceae
Gene: GEA1
Product: Arf family guanine nucleotide exchange factor GEA1
Biological process (GO): regulation of ARF protein signal transduction
Molecular function (GO): guanyl-nucleotide exchange factor activity
Source: RefSeq, a predicted model, not a curated record